GAAACUUGAACUUGAAUUAUUGUGUAUCAACAAGCUUUGGAUUUACUAUCUCUCUCUCUAGAUCUAGAUCUAGUCUAGAUCAUGUGGUAGAUCUUUAUUAUACUAAUUAUAGAUCUAGAUUUUAAAUCUAGAUUAGUAUAGAAAUCUAGAUUAAUCUAGGUCUAUUUCAGGAUUGGGCUGGCGAUACUAAACUAAAGCGAUAAAACUUAAAAACUGAGCUAAAAAUAAAGAAGAAUCAUGAAAAUUGCUGUAGAAGGCUGUUGUCAUGGGGAAUUAGACAAAAUUUAUGAAACUAUCAAAGAAUUAGAAAAACAGAAUGGCUUUAAGGUUGAUCUCCUGCUUAUUUGUGGUGACUUUCAGUCAGUUAGGAACUUUGAUGACCUUCAAGCGAUGGCAGUCCCACCAAAAUAUCAGCAACUGAACACAUUUUACAAAUACUAUAGUGGAGAGAAAGUGGCACCUGUGUUGACAGUUUUCAUUGGAGGAAACCAUGAGGCGUCUAACUACCUUCAAGAGCUGCCUUAUGGGGGAUGGGUGGCACCCAAUAUCUAUUACAUGGGCUAUGCUGGUGUCAUACAAGUUGGAGGUGUUCGCAUCGGUGGAAUAUCUGGUAUCUACAAAGGUCAUGAUUACAACAAGGGUCAUCAUGAAUGUGCUCCAUAUGAUGAGGGGACAAAGAAAAGUGUCUACCAUGUCCGCAACUUGGAAGUUUUUCGGCUGAAGCAGAUUACAAGACCAGUGGAUAUAUUUUUGUCACAUGACUGGCCGAGAGGCAUCUAUCAUCAUGGUGAUACUGCAGGCCUUAUAAAGAAAAAGCCAUUCUUUCAAAAAGAAAUAGAAGACAAUAAACUUGGCUCUUGGGCCCUAACAGAGCUGAUGACACACUUGAAGCCCACAUACUGGUUCUCUGCUCACCUUCAUGUCAAGUUUGUUGCUCAUGUACAACAUGAGGUAUUGUCUGACUCACAAUCUGCUAAAUCAACAAAGUUUUUAGCACUAGAUAAAUGUUUACCUCGUCGGAACUUCUUACAGGUUGUGGAUGUACCCCAGAAAGAAGAAAGUUUGAAAAUUAAAUUGGAUGCAGAAUGGCUUUCAAUUCUCCAGUUGACAGAUCAUUUAUUGAACUUAACACCCAGAGUUCGAUAUAUGCCUGGUCCUGGUGGCAGAGAAAGAUUUGACUUUAAAAUAUCCGAGAAAGAAAUUGAAAACAUAACAUCUCUGUUUGGUAAUGAUCUCACUUUGCCAGAAAACUUCCAACCGACAUCCCCUCCUUUGGAGAACAUUCAUGCUCGUGGCAGGAGGCAAACCCUUAGUGUUCAGGUCAAUCCCCAAACCACACUCCUCUGCACCAUGCUGGAGAUUACUGACCCUAACGCCAAGCUGCUAGGGAAAACUUCACAGGAACUCUUGGAUGAGAGCCGCAUCGGACUCACUAGUAGAGCUGAGGAGGACAAUAGUGGUGACGAUGUGGUGGAUGAUGACAGCGAUGAAGAUAUGCCCAGUACCAUUGACAGCACACUGGACAUCUCUGGUUUAUCAACAAGCACCUCCUCAAACAUGGACAGCUUUCAUACAGCCAAAGAUCUUUCCUUACUUCAAAGCGGCGAGUCUCUAAAUCUAUCAACAGCUGCUACAUCGACACCAUAUCAAAGCCCAGUAGGGGUGAAAGGAAACCCUCGAAACAUAACCAUACAGGAUGAUGAUGAGGAGUUCUUAUCCAUUUUGUCUGCUCAGAAAAAUAAAAGCAGCUCUCGCUCAUUGCAUGAUUCAGACAUUUUGUGUGAUGAAGCUUCCGCUGCAGCUCACACUGAACCUGAGCUUAAAGAGGCUGACACUUCGGCUACUGACAUCUCAGCUCCCUACUCACUUAAGUCUGAACGCUCCAGCCUUGGCAUGUCAGGCUUGUGCCUCGACUCGUCCAUGUUGUCCUCCCCCCCAGCCUCAUUUUCCUUGAAGAAAAGGAGCAGUGAUGGUGGGGAAAACCAGGAAGUAGCCUCUGAACAGCUGGCAUCUGAGAAGAACUCUGGGAAUGGCUGUGCUGUGAAGAAAUUCAAGAGAAGGAAUGUUUCUGUGUACUCAGAACCUUCAGACUGAACUCUAAACACAAAAAUUGUGUGACUGAAUGCAUUGUAUGUGAUACAAUCAAUUUUUGUUUUAUGGCACUGUUGGCUUAGAAAUAAUGUGUAAUUUAAUAGAAGAACUAUUUCUGUGGAUCACUUCUACAGGCAGCAGGGAACUGGAAAUAUUUUUUUAAUGCUGUAAUUUGGUUGAAUCAUUAGUUUUUAAAAUUAUUUUUUAAAAUGUGUUUUUCAUGAUUUUAGAAAUGUUUUGAAAUUUAAACUCUUUUGUAAAUUGUCUUAAUUGUUGUUACCCUUCAUGAUGACAGUCAUUCAGUGGGGAAAAAAUCAAAUAAGGGAUGUAAAAUGCUGACAAUGAUUAAAAAAAAUAAUAAAUUAAAAAUAAGACAAAUCUUGAUCUCUAACAAUAACUAGAGAUCUCAUGAAAUCAUUUAAUUAACUGGAAAUCAAGUAUUUAAUAUUAACUCUUUGCAGGCGCAGUAUAAGUUGCUAAUUUUGCCAUAAAAAUAUUUCUUUUGAGUGUUCAUUUGUUUCAUAUUUUUUGUAGGUAAACUACAAUUUUGUUUUUGUAAUUCAAUCGUUGGUUUGGAAUAGGUAAUUAGAAAAAAAUAUUGAUCAAUAAUUUCUGCAUUUAUAUCGUACCAUAAUUUGACAUUCUUUUAUAGUCUUAAGCAUCUGAGUAAUGAAAUGAGUAAUCAGUUUGUAUAAAUAGUAAAUAUUACAUUGAGUUGGGCUGAUGGAACACUGUCAUUUUUGAAUGUUUUAACAUAAUGUGUUACAGACUUUACAUUGACAGUGUUUAUAAACAUAUGAGAAUUACUAUACAUCAUGCUUACUUAUACAAUACAAUUUUAUAGAAAAGUA
Biomphalaria glabrata is the source of this 2942-nucleotide messenger RNA. Its product is annotated as lariat debranching enzyme B-like. The transcript has 9 exons. The record is from RefSeq and is a predicted model, not a curated record. Bases 238 to 2094 code for a protein of 618 amino acids. Gene Ontology annotation, biological process: mRNA splicing, via spliceosome. Gene Ontology annotation, cellular component: nucleus. Gene Ontology annotation, molecular function: RNA lariat debranching enzyme activity. NCBI's taxonomy places the organism in Eukaryota, Metazoa, Mollusca, Gastropoda, Planorbidae.